AUGUCAACAAGUAAAAUUGAAGAAAUCUAUCAACAUAUUAAUAAAAUAAAUGAAAAAAUUCCUUUACAACAAGAAGAGAUGGUUAUAAUUAUUGGUGAUACAGGAGAAUGGAAAAGUUCUCUCUUAAACUAUUUAGCUGAAGUUCCCCUGUUUGUUAAAAAGGGAAAAGGUUUUGGUAGGUUUGUUAUUUAUGCUGAAAAUCCUCUAGGAGAUAGUGAGAUUACCGAUGGAUGUGUUUCAAAAACUUCUUUGCCAUCAGGUUGGAAAGAGUAUUGGGUUUGUCCUGGUUUUGGGGAUACACGUGGUGAGGUCCAGGAUAUUGUAAAUGCCUAUUCAAUUUACAAGUUAAUCAAGAGUGCAAAGAAAAUAAAGGUUUUGGUCACUGUUUCUGAGACUACAAUUACAGGGUCAAGGAGUAGAAGCUUCUUAAAUCUUAUUCAUAAUGUAGGAGAAACUUUUAAAAACACAGAUGAGGAUAAGUUAGUUCAAGGGUUAUGUCUGGUAGUAACAAAAAAUGAGACUCUUAACUUGAAGAAAAUGAGAAAUGGCUUGCUUGAGAUUCUUGAGGAACAGGAUGACCAAGAAAAUUUCAGUCUAACUCAAAAAAAAAUACUUGGUUCUUUAUCUUCCCCUGAAAGUCAAAUUGUUUUUUUCAAUGCACCUACAGGAGAAGGUCUUAUUUCUGGUGAGGGUAGAUCUCAAAUCUUGGAAGGUAUAAAAAAGAUUUCUUAUUUGGAAAAACCAGAACCUAGUAUUUCUAUUCCAGCUGAAUCAAAAUAUCUUAUCAAAAAUUUAGCAGAUAAACUUAACAAUGACAUAGAAAAUUUUAUAAAACAUAAAUUUUAUCCAGGAAUUCUUGGUAAAUUAAUAGAUAAUCAUUCAGGCACAGUUAAAGAAUUGAGAGAGUCUCAGUCUUUAAAGUACUUUUGUGAUCAAUUGAACAAAAUAUCUAAUGAACCACAACAAUUUGAAAAUAAUCUUUGUCAAAUUUCCUCAAUCACUAAACUCUUCCAAAGAAAAGAACUUGAAGAGGAAUUUGAUAAAAAAAUUUUACAAUUAAAAUUCAUUAAGCUUAUUAAACCAGAAUCACUUGAAAUUAAAGACAAUACUAGUAUGCUAACAUCACCUGAAAAAUAUCAACAAGGACACAAGUUAAUUUUCAAAGGCCUAAUUGUUGGAGCUGAGGAUAUUAAUGAUGCUAUGAAAGGUCAAGAACUAUCUGAAGUAAAUGUGUAUAGCUUGAAUAGUUUAUUUAUUGAUGAAGAUAUAAUUGCACCAGGAGUUAAUUUGACAUUAAUGUCUCCCAAUUGGUAUGUUGUAGGCAAAAGAAAAAUUAGUUUAAAAGGUAAACCUGGCACUUGGCACCAACUAAGUAAAGCAGUUGAUGGAAUUGAUGAAAUCAAUGGAAAUAAAGAACUGAUUGAUCAAAACGAUGAAAAUAGUGAACCAAUUGAUGAAAACGAUGGAAAUAGUGAACCAAUCGAUGAAAGAGGUGGAGAAGAUGGAUUACCUGGGUUGCCUGGAUUGCCUGGUAAAAAUGGAGGGGAUUUCUAUGCCAAAGGAAAAAAAUUUUUCAAUCUUUCUUCCUUAACUAUUGAUGUUAGUGGUGGAGAUGGUGGACAAGGUCAAGAUGGUGGUAAUGGUGGCAAUGGACUGGAUGAAACAUUUGUAAGUUAUGAUCCAGGACAUAAAGGAGGAAGUGGUGGACAAGGAGGGGAAGGAGGCUUUGAAGGGAAACCUGGCUUUGUAGUCAUUGAUAGUCCAUUUCAAUUAUCUGGAACUCCGGCUAUUUCUAAAGUAGAGAGUAAGAAAGGUGUAAAUGGAACAGGAGGGAAACCAGGAAAAGGUGGAAAAAAUGUAAAAUAUUGUGGGGUAUACAUUAAUGAAAUGGUAAUUCCUGAGAUUAGAGGGUAUAAUGAAUUUGCAGAAGGUAGUAAGGUAGCAAUGCAAGAGGUAUCUAAAGGCACUCUUAAGAUUGUUUCUCAAGAGGCAGCUGAAAAAAUAACAAAAGAAGGAGGCGAAGUUGUAGUAAAAAAUUUUUUAAAAAUAGGUGCUACUGAAUCAGGUAAACAUGUUGUAAAAGUUGGUGCUUCUACUGGUGCUUCUCUGAUCAAAGGUAUGGGCAUAGGCUUAAUAUUCCAAGCGGUGGCAUCUUCAUUAAGUGCAUAUUUAUCAAGUCAUUGGGAAAAAGAGGUACACAAAGUAGAUUGUGGAUAUGCUCCUAAUGGAAAAUCAUCCAACUCAUUUAAUGGCCCUGAAAUUCAAAAACCUUCUAAACUUUUCAUAAACAAAUAUAAGAAUGUUUGUUAUAAUGAUUUUUAUGCUCAGAGGAAAAAUGAUCAUCUUCUUCCUGAUGUGUGUCUCGACCUUGAUUUUAUAUCCAAUAGAAUUUAUGAUGAUUGUAAUAUUGUUUUUACAGAUCCUUCGUCGACAUCCAGCUAG
This is a messenger RNA of Entrophospora sp. SA101, 2442 nucleotides long. NCBI's taxonomy places the organism in Eukaryota, Fungi, Glomeromycota, Glomeromycetes, Entrophosporales, Entrophosporaceae. The record is from the annotation of a GenBank genome assembly.